Molecule: messenger RNA, 747 nt
Organism: Polychytrium aggregatum
Lineage: Eukaryota; Fungi; Chytridiomycota; Chytridiomycetes; Polychytriales
Exons: 2
Coding region: 75-443 (122 amino acids)
Source: RefSeq, a predicted model, not a curated record
CUCGAUCUUGGUCUGCAAUAGCAUUGGUCCAGUCCAUAUCCAGUCUGCAAUAGCAUUGAUCAAAGCCGCUGCCCAUGUCGUCCGAUCCCCUGGUCGCUGCCAUUCUCUCGCUUGACUCGGUCCUGCAGCUGGCCCUCGCCUCUCCGCUGAAUCCUCGGCAACCACAGCCGCGAUCGACCGACGCCAUCGACACCGAAGCCGCCCUGGACCAGAUCGAAGCGGAGCUGUCCAAGGCCAAGGCUGCGCUGAUGAACCUUCCGCCAGAUCCUUCGGCGCACAUGGCCAUCGAGUCACUGCCGCACCUCAUUCAGCAAAGAGACGCACUGAAGCAGCAAGCACUGGACAAGUCGCGGAUACUCAAGCAGGCGCUGGAAGAGGUGUACGAGCUGCAGGACUCUAUCCGAACACUGGUCGCUCCGCCGUCGCCGCCAUCGUCAUCAUAGUCACAAUCGCCCAUAACCAUGUCCGCUAUAAUCAGCACCCCUUGAACGAAACACUGUCAACCCUCCCCUCCCCGGACACCUGCCACUGCCACAAUGCCGAUUCAGGCCAUAAUCGAGAUCAAGCGGACGCCAGCAUGUCGAUGGUCCUGUUGCCAACGGGCCGGCUGGGCGUGCAUCGCGGCUGAAGCCAUAAUAUCCAUACCCCACCAGUGCGAUGAUGGUAUUCCGAGGAUGACCUGCAGCGCAGCUUCAUCCCGCAAUAUACAGGCCCUCGAGGCAGCCGGGAGGGCGCUCCUGAACCAGA